Equus caballus (horse) is the source of this 1273-nucleotide messenger RNA. It is a transcript of the gene MBLAC1, whose product is annotated as metallo-beta-lactamase domain containing 1. Lineage: Eukaryota; Metazoa; Chordata; Mammalia; Perissodactyla; Equidae. The record is from RefSeq and is a predicted model, not a curated record.
UCUGGCGCCUCCUCAGCCGCCAUACUUGAGCUUACGGGAGCUCGCAGAGGACAAAAUCGCGCGCGCUUUUCCGAUUUUUAUUUUUUCCGGAGUGAGGCAAGACCUAAGGCGAUAAAGCUAGGUCCAAGCCCGUCCCUCCCCUGCCAUGAGCAGUCUAGUGCAGACCAAGCCGCUGCGUGGGGAGACCCCUCUAUUGGUGCCCGGCGGCCCAUACUCCGUGGUGGUUCUGCUGCAGGGCUACGCGGAGCCCGAGGAGGGCGACGCCGUGCGUGCCGACGGCUCCGUGACUCUUGUCCUGCCCCAGGCCUGGGGCCCUGCCUCCAGCCACGAAGAGCCCCCGCCCACGGGUGGCGAGGCGAAGAGCGCCCUGGAGGAGGCGGCCCGUGGCCCCAUCCUCGUGGACACCGGGGGCCCCUGGGCUCGCGAGGCGCUUCUGGGGGCCCUGGCGGGGCAGGGCGUGGCCCCUGGAGAUGUGACUUUGGUGGUGGGGACCCACGGGCACUCGGAUCACAUCGGGAACCUGGGGCUGUUUCCCGCGGCGUCUCUGCUGGUCUCGCACGACUUCUGCCUCCCCGGGGGCCGCUAUCUCCUCCACGGGCUGGGGGAGGAGCGGCCCCUGCGUCUGGGGCCCGGGCUCGAGGUGUGGGCCACGCCGGGCCACGGGGGCCAGCGGGACGUCAGCGUUGUGGUGGCGGGAACAGCCCUGGGCACCGUGAUGGUGGUGGGCGAUGUGUUUGAACGCGAAGGGGACGAGGACUCCUGGCAGGCGCUGAGCGAGGACCCGGUGGCCCAGGAGCGGAGCCGGAAGAGGGUCCUAGACACUGCCGAUGUGGUUGUGCCUGGUCACGGAGCCCUCUUUAGGGUGGUCAGGGAAGCCUCGCAGCCAGAGACAAAGGAUCCAGGGAACAGCCGGCAGGAUUCCGUGGUUGGAGACAAGGAGCCCACAAUGCACGGAUAAGCCCUGGGAGAGACUGGACUCCUGUCAGGGAAGCCACUCAGCCAAGGACCUGACGUCCCGGAGACGGAGAGGACCCGGACAGCCAAUCAGAGGACUCAAGGUGGUCACUUCCAGGUCCUCUAGGAGGCCAGCUUUGCAGCGAGGAUUCAGUGCUUUUGCCAGUGCUGUCGCCAAUGUCACUGUUUCUGCAACCAAACUGACCCCAAGGACUGGCUCAGCUGUGUGCCCCCUCUCGGGGCUUCAUUAGUAAAAAUGAGAGAAUGUUCUUGGGAGGGUCGUCUAAAAUAAAAACAGGAAACUGCAUGGAAAAUCGUA